UCAAAUAAGAGAAGAAGAGGAAAAAAGAUAACAAUAGGAAUUUCAGGAGGGAAUUCUUUUUCAGCUGAGCGUAACUUUUUCUUUUUACAAUUAAAAGAACAACACAAUCAGCUUAUAGAUAAACGUUCCCUACUGGAACAGCAUGGAGGGUCCCAUGAUAUCCUUCUCGUCUAUGAGUCUCCUGGUACCCCCACUGCGGCUGAUGUCGGCUCUGAUGUGGGAAGUGGUCCGUCAGAGGAACGUCCGUCAAUAUGGGAGAGUUGUUGAGUUUGUGUAUCUGGUCACUGAAGCAAUUCCGGAUAUUUGGACCGAAAGACAGACUCAACUUCUCAUCCUGGCUUUAAGGGCAAAGGUUAUUCUGGUGAAGUUGCAUUCGGAGCAGGCAGAAGAUCUCAGCAGUGUUGAAGCACAUCUGCAAAGACUCAGAUCUUCUCCCAGUGAACAGGCUCCGGAGGCGAACUUUGCGAAGCUAGUUCAAAGGCUGAUAGAGGACCCAGAGAGAAGAAGGCAUUUCUACAAGAACGUGUAUCCUGUGGAGUUCGGACCGGACUUUGACUGGGCGCUGGAGGUCCUGCUGUUCCGGUUCUUCACCACACUGGAGGGGCGGACUCCAGUCCCUGACUUCAGACAGGCUGCAGUGUGGAUUAAAGAUGCACCUGCAGGUCUAGCAGAGCACAUGUGUGAUGAAGACGACCUUAAAGUUCUCCUUAAGAGCAAACUGUGUCAUCAGAGAUCAGCCGAGAUGAGUACAAAAACAUCCCUGAAUCCAUCCGAACGGCAUCUCCUCAGGACUCUCUCUCUCCCUCCCUCACCGAAACAGACGGACACAUCCAACCUCGACCGCUUCAACACCGAGCAACAAAUCUGCUCUGCCAACAUCCAAGACACAAGUAUAACAGACACAGAAGUGCCGGCUGAAACCCGACGUGAUCCUGAGGAAGAGGAAGCGCCAACCGUCUCCACGGCGGGUCCGUCCAAUCGCGGCUCUUCCUCGUCCCAGGGCCUCGUGGCUCCCAGCGCUCUGAUCAGUGCGCCCCGGUGGCAGGUCACCCACAAGUGCCGCCGAUGCGGGCGUUACUUCAUCUACCGCCAUGAGCUGCUGGAGCACCAGAAGCUGCACACCGGGGAGCACCCCUACAAGUGCUCCCAGUGUGGGAAGGUCUUCCAGGGGACCGGCGGCCUCGCCGCCCACCGGCGCACCCGGUGCACCAGGGCGGCCUACCCCUGCGUCAAAUGCGGCACCGACUUCAAAUCAAUCCGUGAGCGGCUCAGGCACAAGUGCGCCAAGGAGACGCCCCAAACAUUAGGGUGUCCCCAGUGCGGGAAAACGUUCCAGAGGAGGGGCGUGAUGGAGAAGCACCAGCUCACACACACCCAGGCCCGUUGCCUGCAGUGUGGCGAGACAUGCGCGGGGAGGAGUGAGCUAAGAACACACAAGGUCCGGGUCCACGCGAACACGCAUAUCUGCGAAAGCUGCGGCAAAGUCUUCAAGGGGAAGCAGGAUCUGAAGGCCCACAUGCGCUGCCACACUGGGGAGCGGCCGUUCCAGUGCACGUACUGCGGGAAACGAUUCUCCACGGGCGGCUACCUGACCGUACACAUGCGCAUCCACACUGGAGAGAAGCCAUACUUGUGCGCCGACUGCGGGACGGCCUACAGGACGGCGGGCCAGCUGCAGAGCCACCGGCGCAGCCACACGGGAGAGAAGCCGUACAAGUGCGCGGUGUGCCCCCGGGCGUUCACCAACACGGCCAGCCUGCAUCAGCACAAGCGCGUGCACACGGGUGAGCGACCCUUCCAGUGCACGUACUGCGGUAAACGAUUCUCCAUGCAAGGCAGCCUGACCGUACACGUGCGCAUCCACACAGGGGAGAAGCCGUACUCGUGCGCCACAUGCGGGAAGGCCUUCGGGUCUGCGGGCGACCUGCAGAUCCACCGGCGCGUCCACACGGGUGAGAAGCCGCACAAGUGCGCGGUGUGCACCCGGGCGUUCGUCACCGGGAGCCAGCUGAAAGCGCACAAGCGCGUGCACACGAGGGAGCGGCCGUACGUGUGCCUGCUGUGCGGCAAGGGGUUCUCGACGAACGCUGACCUGAAGCAGCACACGCUCAACCACUACGGGGUGCGGCCCUACGCCUGCCAGCUGUGCUCCAAGGCGUACUUGUGCCUCAACCACCUGAAGAGACACCUGACGACACACACCGCUUCGAGCGAACCGCUCGAGAUCCACACCCGACCACAGCCCUCAAAGUGCUCCGACUGUGGGAUUGCCUUCCGCAUCGGGGAACCCGCUGACUCACCACGGGUCACAGGCAGUUUUGAGACAUCCCUGGAGAAGUUGAACCACUGUUGUCCCAAAGAAUUCAGCGUCCCAUUGUCCUCGCUAGGACUUCUGGUUCCUCCGCUGCGGCUGAUGUCAGCAGUGAUGUGGGAGGUGGUCCGCCAGAGGAACGUAAAGCACUACCAGAAGCUGGAAGAGUUUGUAUCCAUGGUAACAGACGCUGUUCCCGAACUCAUGAGCAAACGGGAAGGACGGCUGCUGUCUCUGGGCCUGAGAGCCAGGACCACUCUGAUGCUGUUGCCUUCAGAGCACCCAGAAGAUCUGAAGGCCGUGGAGAUCCACCUGGACAGAAUACGGUCCUCCUGCAUAGAAGAGAUAAAUGACAACAUCAUUGACGCACCAGAAGCAAACUUCAUGAGGCUUGUACAAGGUCUCAUCGAGGACAAUGACGGAAGGGAACAUUUUCUUAAGAACAUCUUUCCGAUGGAGUACGGCCCAGACUUUGACACAGCACUUGAGACUCUGGUCUGUGAGUUCUUCAUCAGACUGGAGGAGCUGCUUCCAGUCCCAGACUUCAAACAGACAGCCUCCUGGAUAGGCGCUGAGCCGUCAGUACUAGAGGAGUACAUGCAGUGUGUGUCAAACGGGGAUGACCUCAAAUUUCUUCUCCAGAGCAAACAAUGCCAUGGGAAACUGGCAAAAAGUGGAAUUGCUCAGUUUCAUUCAGACGAUCUCCUAGUUCCCUCCAUGUCUCUGCCGCCCUCGCUGGAGGUCGCCAUCACGUCCCACGCCAGCGACGACGAGAACAACGAGGUCCCCCAGAUCGUGAUGUUCGAGGAAGAGCUGACCACCAACUCCCACGUCGCCUCCACGUCCGCCGACUUCCCCGACUCUCCCAAAGAGCAGGACGCCGUACCGUCCCCUCGGCGGAAGCAGCAGUCGGGGAUGCACCAAUGUCCCGAGUGCGACAAGUGUUUCAAGCACCACUCGGUCCUCGUCGAGCACCAGCGGGUGCACAGCGGACUGCAGCCCUAUAACUGCUCCGAGUGCGGCAGGGCCUUCCGCACUGCCACCCUGCUGGCCGGCCACCGGUUGCGCAAGUGCAAGAAUGCGGCCUACCUGUGCAUUAAAUGCGGGAACAGUUUUCCCACCUCCCUGGAGAAGUUCCGACACCAGUGCCCCAAGCGAGGUCAGAGUUACGAAUGCGCUCACUGCGGGAAGAGCUUCCAGAAGUCCAGCAGCCUGAAGGAGCACCUGCUCACACACGUCCAGAGCCGCCUCUUCAAGUGCAGCCACUGUGGCGACGGCUUCCCCGGGAUUGGAGAGCUGAAGUACCAUCAGCAGGUGGACCACGACAAGCCUUAUCAGUGCAAGCAGUGUGGGAAGAGCUUCAUCUCCUCCAGGUGUCUGAUUAAGCACCAGCAGCGGCACCAAGAGGCCGGCGAGGUCCAUGGCGGAAAAUCCAUCAGCGGAAGCAAGCACAGGAAAAUCAGCACCUCUCACCGGAGCUCCUCUGGAUCCUUGUCCUCUCGGAAGAAUGCGGUAAAAUCCGCCUACCCACACGCACGGGUCACCCACAACUGUCCGCAGUGUGGGAGGAGCUUCAAGUAUCGCUUUGAGUUCCUGGAGCACCAGCGGUUCCACACGGCGGUCAAGCCUUACAAGUGCUCUCAGUGUGGCAAAGCCUUCCGCACCGAGGCCCACCUCUCGGGCCACCGCAAGAGGAAGUGCAAAAACGCCUCUCACAUCUGCACAAAGUGCGGCUGCCAGUUCAGGUCCCUUCAUGAGCGCGUCAGGCACCAGUGCAUGCAGGUGAUGACCAAAUAUGAGUGUUCCCACUGCGGUAAGACCUUCAAGAUGGCCCACCUUCUGAGGAACCACCAGAUGAGUGAGCAUCAGCUGCCCUACAGCCCCAACCACCGCUUCCGGUGCAGGUACUGCGACGUGACCUUCCCCGGCAUCAGCGAACUCAAGUACCACCAGAGGGUCGACCACGACAAGCCAUAUCAGUGUCAGGAGUGCGGCAAGAGCUUCCUCUCCGAGAAGUGCCUGUCCAACCACGAGCAGCGGCACAACGACGACCGACCCGAGAACUGCCCUGUCUGCCGCCGCGGCUUCAGGAACCGCUACGACCUCAAGCAGCACAUGCGCACGCACACGGGCGAGCGCCCGUACCAGUGCACCCACUGCUCCCAGUGCUUCUCCACGGCGGGGGGGCUGAAGAGCCACACCAGGGUGCACACGGGGGAGAAGCCGCACGUCUGCCCAGAUUGCGGCAAGGCCUUCUCCCAGAUGGGCGCCAUGCGCACGCACCGGCUCACCCACACCGGGGAGCGACCGUUCAAGUGCGCAGUGUGCGGCAAAGGGUUCACCAUGGCGCACAAGGUCACGGUGCACAUGCGCGUUCACACCGGGGAGAGGCCGUACGUGUGCUCCCAGUGCGGGAAGGCCUUCUCGGACGGCAGCGUGCUGAAGCAGCACAUGCUGAAUCACUCUGGCGUCCGGCCGUACCACUGCCAGAUCUGUCCCAAGACCUACACCUGCCUGAACCACCUGAGGAGGCAUCUCAAGAGCCACUCGAACCCCAACUGACUUUGUUCAAUGUUAGCGGAGCAUUUGUGAGACUGUGUGGUCUGUUAGACGGUUGGUCAAACCCAACUAGCUGGCUGAACGAUGACGGUGGGAAAAGGGCAAUGAAUGAGAUACCGACAUAUAAACCACAGGCAAGGUCGUAUGUCAGAUGGUUUUGUGAGAUUGACUCGGACCAAUGAGAUAACCACGUCGAGUGGAUGUAGAAUUUGACUUUGGUUACUAUUGGUCCUUGAGUUCCUCUUGUGGACUGAAUUGGAACGUCAAUGGUAUUUGGUCUAGGAAUAUACAAGCCCUCAGAAUCAAAGUGUUAGAAAGCCAUUCUGUUUCUCAUUAAUCAGGGUUGUUGUUUUUUAUAACUGAAUCAUUCACAAUAGCAUUUAGAGGUCAAAUGACGUGCUAACGAUAAUAGUCCUAAUGAUGUGUUUUACUGGCUGCUGUCCAUCAACAAGAUGGUACUUCAUACAGGUUCUGUAUGAAUUGUGCAUGUAGUUGUCCCCACUACAUCAUAGGAGAAGUCAGUUAGGGUAAUACAUGCCAGUUAGGAUAAUGCAACACUGGGUUCAGAUGGACGGAUGAUCAUUAAGAAUACAAGUUAUUCCCAAGUGAAUCAAUAAAGAAUUAAUCUUAUUAAUGUUAUUUUUGCUUUGAAAUUGAUGAGAAUAAUACAAAUAUAUUUUUGGAAAUAGAUUUGAGGAUUUUGAAUAGUAAGUAACCGAAGUAACAAAUGCAGAAUGUUUAUAGUUCAAAACCAUCAGUGGUAUUGUUGCUGGAUUUUUUUGCCAGCUAUGUUUGAUGGGUAUGUGUAUUCCCAAAUAAAUGUACAUUGUCCUUAAUGUGUGUGUCAACAAACGUUUGUGGUUCUUAAUUUUACCAUAUGUCGGAGAGUUGUAUCCAAUUAGGACUGCUCCAGGGUUUAAAUGCCUUGUUCUGUGAGCCAAUAGGUUUUUUUGGACCCUUGCACAAAAAAGUGUGCCAUUGGCAACCACAAAAAAUAAAUAGGUUAUAAAUGAAGCAAUGUUAUAUUUGGACGUAAAAAUAAACCAAGCAAUAACGUGUGUCAGACAAUAACGCGUGGAUCGUGGCCUACUCAUACUCAAAAUGUUUGAUUAAUGCUUACAUUUUCCAGUUACUUGUAAAAUACAUCCAAGUAUUACAAUCACAUAGCUAGGUUUAAUGCUUGCUUUCAUGUAUCAACGUACAAAAAGUAUUAAAAAAAACUUGAUUUGUCCUAGGCCUAAAUUGUCGAAACAAUGUGUUAUGAAAUUAGAGAAAAUACCAAACAGUAAUUAGGAUCGGAUCCUGAGUGUGUGAGUUCGAGAACGG
Gadus chalcogrammus (walleye pollock) is the source of this 6196-nucleotide messenger RNA. Its product is annotated as zinc finger protein 850-like. Gene Ontology annotation, biological process: negative regulation of transcription by RNA polymerase II. Gene Ontology annotation, molecular function: DNA-binding transcription repressor activity, RNA polymerase II-specific. The coding region runs from base 143 to 4873 and encodes 1576 amino acids. The record is from RefSeq and is a predicted model, not a curated record. The transcript is spliced from 14 exons. NCBI's taxonomy places the organism in Eukaryota, Metazoa, Chordata, Actinopteri, Gadiformes, Gadidae.